CGGUGUGUCUUCAUAACUUCAGGAUUCCAGCCCAGGCUUUGUGAUGCGUCUCGCGAGAGUCACUUCUGCUGGCCGAAACCUCUCGCGAGAUUUCCGUCUAGCUGUCAUGGCUGCCGUCAGGAAGCUUCAGACUUGUGCCUCGUCUCCAGCUGGCAAACACACCGCCUCGAUCAUCUUCCUGCACGGCUCAGGUCAGGGCCGGUCCUAGCUAUGGGCAAUGUGGGCGGCCGCCCAGGGCGCAUUCUCCGUGGGGGGCGCACGAACGCCCGAAAAAGCAAAAAAACCUCGGUGACACUGGGCAGGGACUGAGAUCCUGGGUUCAAGAUGUUAUGGUGUCAGAUCUGUCCUUCGACCACAUCAGAGUUAUUUACCCCUCAGCUCCAGCGAGGCCAUACACACCCAUGCGAGGGGCUCUGUCUACUGUCUGGUUUGACCGUUACAAGAUCUCACGGGACUGCCCAGAGCACCUAGAAUCCAUAGACACCAUGUGCAGCACCUUAGGGUCCAUCAUUCAGGACGAGGUCAACACCGGGAUCCCCAAACACCGGAUGGUAAUUGGUGGAUUCUCAAUGGGCGGAGCCAUGGCCCUCCACCUGGUGUGUCGAUACCACCCUGAUGUAGCAGGUGUUUUUGCACUGUCCAGCUUUCUCAACAAGGACUCUGUUGCUUUUCAGGCAGUGGAGGAGCGGCUCAGAACAGGACUCUCCCUACCUGACUUGUUUCAAUGCCAUGGAACCAGUGAUAACCUGGUGCUGCAUCAGUGGGGAGAAGAGACAUCAGUGCUGCUGAGGAAAACUGGCAUGACCACCACCUUCCACUCCUUCCCAGGCCUGUACCACCAGUUGUCCCAGCCUGAGAUGGAACUGCUGAGAAGUUGGAUCCUCAACAAGCUUCCCCCUACCACCUCCUUCUGACUCAUUCUUAUUUUUCAGGCAGAAUUAUGUCAGACAUCUUAAAUAUUGCCAAAGUUACAUUAUUUCUGUCAUUUUAAGCUUAUGUUUAAAAUGACUGAAUGAUAAUGUCAAAUGAAAAUCACAAUGACAAAAACUUUCCUAAAGUUUUUCAUGUUUAAGACAGGUGUUAUGUCAUGGUUAUGAUGGUGUCAUGUCAGUCUUACAGUAUGCACACCCUUCAAAAUGUUUUUCCAUAUAAGGUAAAUUAUGAAUAUGUUAGAAAUCAUAGGUCCAAUACGUGAUUCCGCAGUUUUCUGUUUGAUGGCAGUAUCAAUUUUGACCAGUUUAUUUUAUAACUAGAUACUUAGAACGUCAGGUAGAUACUUCUCCAUCUUCUACAUAAAGGGAAAUAUUAUAAGAUGGCCCUUUUUAAUAUUGCAUUUUCCUGAACUACAUGGCCUCAUGGUUCCAAUGAGAAGGCAAUUUUGUGUAGUCCAUUGACAAAAUCAGGUGAACCAAGAUGCCCAGUUUGGAGUAGUAGAGACACACACAAACCAUUUUAUAGAUAUAUGUAUUCAUUAUUUUAACCAAAAAGAUAUUGACAUGUUGAAUACUUAUUUCCCCAAAUGUAAAUUAUCAAAUCAAAUCAAAUCAAUUUUAUUUGUAUAGCCCAAAGUCACAAAGUACAUUUGCCUCAGAGGGCUUUACAAUCUGUACAGGGAGUGACACCCUCAGUCUAAUCCUAUGGC
Molecule: messenger RNA, 1642 nt
Organism: Larimichthys crocea (large yellow croaker)
Lineage: Eukaryota; Metazoa; Chordata; Actinopteri; Sciaenidae
Gene: lyplal1
Product: lysophospholipase like 1
Exons: 5
Coding region: 330-914 (194 amino acids)
Biological process (GO): protein depalmitoylation
Cellular component (GO): cytoplasm
Molecular function (GO): palmitoyl-(protein) hydrolase activity; carboxylic ester hydrolase activity
Source: RefSeq, a predicted model, not a curated record